AUGGCAAACCCCCGACUCAGCGGCAAGACAAUCGUCAUAACCGGCGCCUCUUCUGGAAUCGGUCGUUCAACGGCCUUGGAAUUUGCAAGAUCAUCCCCGAAUAACCUGAAGCUGGUUCUGGUUGCUCGGCGCCUGGAUCGACUGAACACACUUGCGGCCGAUAUAGCAAAAGAGGUUGGCAGCGCAGUGAAGGUAUGCACAGUUGCUUUGGAUGUUAGCAAGGAAUCCGAAGCCUGCAAGUUCAUUGAGCGCGUACCGGAGGAGUUCCGCGACAUUGACGUGCUGGUGAAUAAUGCCGGACUUGCAAAGGGUGUAGCCAAGGCCCCGAAUAUCCCACUUGAAGACGUGGACGUCAUGCUGUCAACGAACUUCACCGGGCUUGUCAACAUAACCCAGGCCGUGCUUCCCGUAUUCAUGAAACGUGGUCCAAGUGGACGAGGCGAUAUCAUCAAUAUCGGAAGCAUUGCGGGGAGGGAGUCCUAUCCAACGGGAAGCAUAUACUGCGCCAGCAAAGCAGCAUGUAGAGCCUUCACGGACGCAAUGCGGCGUGAAUUAAUCUCAACAAGAAUCAGAGUGAUCGAGAUCGACCCGGGCCAGGUUGAGACCGAGUUUUCGAUUGUGCGAUUUGGUGGGGAUGCUGAGAAGGCUGCUGGGGUUUAUGCUGGCUGCGAACCGCUUACACCGGAUGACGUUGCCGAACUCGUCGUUUUUGCAGCUGGACGACGGGAGAACGUGGUCAUUGCAGAUUUGUUGGUGUACCCCAACCAUCAGGGAGGAGCGACCGCAUUGCACCGCACACUGUAG
Messenger RNA from Aspergillus puulaauensis, 804 nucleotides. RefSeq lists its product as uncharacterized. The record is from RefSeq and is a predicted model, not a curated record. NCBI's taxonomy places the organism in Eukaryota, Fungi, Ascomycota, Eurotiomycetes, Eurotiales, Aspergillaceae. Gene Ontology annotation, molecular function: oxidoreductase activity. Gene Ontology annotation, cellular component: cytosol. The transcript has 5 exons. The coding region runs from base 1 to 804 and encodes 267 amino acids.